AUGAGGGGACGUGGACGGGUUAAGCAGCCUAGAGGACCAGUUCGACUACCUUCUAAUGCAAGCCAAGAGGAGGCGAAUGCAGAUGACGGACAAGAGCACGAGCCGCAGUUACCACAGGCAUCGACGGGACUUGGGGAUACAGAGCUUCAGAUAUGGGUACCACUUGCAUCUGGUGUACAGCCAUGUCAUAGGGAUCGACCAGGUCCACCAGUUCCACCAUGUACCGAUGCAUUGCCUCCCCGUCCCCUUCCACCUCCUCACCGUCAUAGUCAUUUUCUGCACCGUCAUACUCCAGCUCCACGACCUGCGGUAUCACAUUUACAUUAUCCUCAACCUGCAUCCAUUUCUGGUACUGGAUCAGAUAGAGGGACAGGAUCUGGAUCGGCAUCUACUCCAUCAUCUGCUCCAGCAUCUGCACCAGCAUCAGCAGGAUCGACCACUGCUGUAGGCAGCACACAUUUACAUCCGUCGAAGAUGUGCAGUCGCAGGAUUACUCUGAUAAUGAAAGAAAGACUGGUCGCGGAAGGGCACUGUUGGAAGACAGUGCCACAUGACAUCAAGGAGUUUUAUUGGCAGGAAUUCAAGAAAUACUUCAUAUGGGACCAAGCAAUUGACAGCUUGGUCAAAAUUGCAUGGAAAAAAAAAGCAGCUGACAGAUAUAUGGGCUUAAUGUGGGAAAUUAGGAAAGGGAAAACAAAGAAUCUUGCUACACCAGAUUCUGUUUUGAGUAAGUGGCAGGAAACUUGGAACACUUCUGAAUACAAAGAGAAGUGUGAUAAGUUUUCUGCAAAUAGGCGCAGUGAGGCAGGAGGUUCAGGAUCUGGCAUUUCUAGGCACGCCUGCGGUUUAGUUUCACAGUAUACCCACCAGCGGAGGAUGAGAGAAAGACUAGGCAGGGAACCACUUCCUCAUGAGCUUUUUGAGGCCACACAUAAGAGAAAAGGGACGGAGGAUUUUAUUGAUGCGAGGUCAAAAGCUAUUCAUGAUAAAUAUGUCCAAUUGAAGGAGGCUGCAACACAGCAACAGGAGGGAAGCAAUGAGCCGACGCCCAUUAAUGAGGCCCAGUUGUACUACGAAGCAGUUGGCGGACAGAAAAAGAGUCGCGUUUAUGGGUUAGGAUCCCAGGCUUCAGCAUAUUUUCAUGACCCAUCUCAUUGUUCUGCUUCAUACACGUCUGCACCCCCAGUGGAUCCUCCUGCAGUUGAAGCAAUGACCAUGAUGCAGAAUAAAAUAGAUCGGCUAGAGACAGAGAAUGGUCGAAUUACCACAGUGCUGGACGAGUUGCAGACGUUUAUGUAUAGGAUGAUGGCACAACACGGUAUAGGGACAUCCAUUCAGCCAUCUGCUCCUAGGGCACCUCCAGCUCCGUCCCCACAGCAGUGGCCUGAUGAUGCACCUAUCAUUGCUGAUCAUCAUACAGACAGUGAUGAUGACACAGAUGAUGAGCUAGCUAGUUUAGUUUAG
Molecule: messenger RNA, 1464 nt
Organism: Manihot esculenta (cassava)
Lineage: Eukaryota; Viridiplantae; Streptophyta; Magnoliopsida; Malpighiales; Euphorbiaceae
Exons: 5
Coding region: 1-1464 (487 amino acids)
Source: RefSeq, a predicted model, not a curated record